AUGCCUUUCGACUUUGUUACCAUGUCUCUGCGCAACAAUCCGAUACCCAAUGAUUUUGGUGGCCAUAUGCUUCAGCUCGCCCUGGCCAUAGAGGCCCACGACAAGGAAAUCGCGCUGAAUACACCCGCUCUUGAGAAGACGCGCAAAGCUAGGCUCAUAUUCGAUCGCAUGGCUAGACUUGUGGCUUCUAGUAUCUCUCUUGAUUGCGUCCGUCAUCGAAAAGUUCCUUUGCAUGGUUUUGCUUUAAGAGUCGACAUACAGAAUGCUCAUUUCGAGCGCCUGGCCGACACGAGAAUGAUGAACCAGCAACUAUGGCCAGUGUAG
This is a messenger RNA of Alternaria arbusti, 324 nucleotides long. RefSeq lists its product as uncharacterized. The record is from RefSeq and is a predicted model, not a curated record. NCBI's taxonomy places the organism in Eukaryota, Fungi, Ascomycota, Dothideomycetes, Pleosporales, Pleosporaceae. The transcript has 2 exons. The coding region runs from base 1 to 324 and encodes 107 amino acids.